AGGACGAGGCUGGCUGGGUGUUUGUGGGCGGAGAGCAGACACAGCACACGAGAGGAGAGGACGGGAGCCGCCUGCUGUACUAGGCCGCAGUGAAGCCUCGGGCUCGAGUGAUCGGCGCGGCCGGCGAUGGGCCCCUUACUGCUCGCGAUGCGGGGGCGCCACCUCUGCCUGACAGGAAUCCGGCGGCUACUUGCCCGGAGCGGGUCACAGGGCAGCCUGGCGCAGACUUUGCUGUGCCGGAGGAUAACCCCCACCUGUAAGGAGAUAACAAGCGUCCUGAUAAAGCAGAAUAUUCUCAGAGACCCGGCUCAGAUAUGGAGGCUUCUAGGGGGAAUUCAUUACUUUCAGACGACGGAAUCAAGAGGACAAAAAAACAAAAAACAAAAUUCAAAUGGGAGAAAUCAACAAGAAAAUGAAGAUGACAAGAAGAGAAGAGAACAAGGACUUCUCCUGCUGUAUCGGCGAUUGUUUGCAGUGCUGGUGAUAUUUACACUCUUCAGCAUCUUUUCUAAUGGGGGAAACAUUUUAGAAAUCUCCUGGAAUGACUUUGUAAAUGAGAUGUUGGCCAAGGGUGAGGUGGCACGGGUGGAAGUGGACCCGGAGAAGGACUGUGUGUAUGUACAUCUGUUUACCGAUGCAGUGCUGGUGGGCCAAGCGGUCAGGCGCCAAGUGUUCAGCAUGAAAGUCGCCAACAUAGACAAGUUUGAGGAAAAGCUUCGCGCUGCAGAAGACGCCUUAAACAUUUCAGAGAUGGAUCGCAUCCCUGUCACAUACCGGCGUAUCGACUUUUCUCGAAAACUCAUGUACGCUUUUAUCAUCGCUUCCCUUGCUGUUGGCGCUGUAUACUUAUUUUUCCGGGCAGCCGGGCUGACAGGCCGUGAGGGAGGUUUUUCUGCUUUUAACCAGCUGAAAUUGGCGCGUUUCACCAUCGUAGACGGAGCUUCUGGGAAGGGAAUCAGCUUUAAAGAUGUUGCUGGGAUGCACGAGGCAAAGAUGGAAGUUAAGGAAUUUGUGGAUUACUUAAAGAGUCCAGAGAGAUAUCUACACUUGGGGGCUAAAGUACCUAAAGGAGCGUUACUUCUCGGGCCUCCGGGGUGUGGGAAGACGCUGCUCGCCAAGGCCGUAGCUACAGAAGCGCAGGUGCCGUUCCUGGCAAUGGCCGGCUCGGAGUUUGUGGAGGUGAUUGGAGGUCUAGGUGCAGCACGCAUGCGCAGCCUCUUCAAAGAAGCUCGUGCCCGAGCUCCCUGCAUUGUCUACAUCGAUGAGGUCGAUGCCGUAGGAAAGAAGAGAUCCACCAACAUGUCUUCCUUCUCCAACACUGAGGAGGAACAAACCCUGAACCAGCUUCUGGUAGAGAUGGAUGGUAUGGGCACCACCGAUCAUGUGAUCGUGCUCGCCUCCACCAACAGAGCUGACGUUCUGGACAACGCAUUGAUGCGACCCGGAAGACUGGACAGACACAUCUUCAUCGAUCUCCCCACAUUACAGGAGAGAAGAGAGAUUUUUGAGCAGCACCUGAAGAGCCUGAAGUUGACACUACCGGGAAGCUUCUACUCCCAUCGCUUGGCCGAGCUUACUCCGGGAUUCAGCGGAGCGGAUAUUGCGAAUAUUUGUAACGAGGCGGCUCUGCACGCAGCGCGGGAAGGACAUCUGUCGGUGCACACCUCCAACUUUGAGUAUGCUGUGGAGAGAGUGAUUGCAGGUACCGUGAAGAAAAGCAAGAUCAUGUCAAAGGAGGAGAGGCGCGUGGUAGCGUUCCAUGAGUCUGGACACGCCCUGGUGGGGUGGCUGCUAGAAAACACUGAAGCUGUUCUGAAGGUGUCGAUCGCUCCGAGAACCAACGCCGCGCUGGGCUUUGCUCAGAUCUUGCCCAGGGAGCAGUUUCUCUUCACCAAGGAGCAGCUGUUUGAGAGGAUGUGUAUGGCGCUGGGCGGCAGAGUAGCCGAGGUCAUCACCUUCAACCAGGUCACCACCGGAGCUCAAGAUGACCUGAGGAAGGUGACGAGGGUGGCUUAUGACAUGGUGAAGCAUUACGGGAUGGUGCCCAGCAUCGGACAAGUGUCGUUCCCAGAUGGGGAGAAGGCCGGCGUUGGGAGACGACCGUUCAGCCAGGGGCUUCAGGAAAUGAUGGAUUAUGAAGCUCAGCAUUUGGUGGCCACGGCUUUCAAACAUACAGAGCAACUACUGCAUGACAACAGGGACAAAUUACAUCUGUUGGCCGAUGCCCUGUUGGAGCGUGAAGUCAUUAAUUACGAUGACAUCGAAGUCCUGAUUGGCCCUCCUCCGCAUGGACCCAAGAGAACGAUCUCUCCACAGAGCUGGAUUGAGGCCGAGAAGGACCAACAAGACACCGGAGAGGAGGAGCCACGCCAGCCGCCGCCUCCACAAGACCCGGAUAAUGACGCAAACCUGAACCCCGUGUGAGGAGGGAAGAAGGCGUCGUACAAUAUACAGACUAUGUGAUCGGAAUCCGCCAAUCGUGGAUCAUGUCACAGAAGAUCCUUUAUGGGGUUUAGCCUUGGCCAAAUGCAGAAUGAACCGACGGAUCAACUAAUGUGCGAAAUCUCAUUAUAUUGUUUUUCUGCCUGUGGCUUCAUCUGUGUGUUCAUUCAGUUUGUUCUAUUAGGCGUGUUUUGCCUUUUUACAGUUCUUCUCUUUGCUGCAUCCCUUAUCCCCCACCAGGUAGAUUUUACUGGGUGUCAUGAGUGAUCCCUCAAGACAUGGGGGGGGGGGGGAUUUA
Molecule: messenger RNA, 2740 nt
Organism: Rana temporaria (common frog)
Lineage: Eukaryota; Metazoa; Chordata; Amphibia; Anura; Ranidae
Gene: SPG7
Product: SPG7 matrix AAA peptidase subunit, paraplegin
Exons: 17
Coding region: 127-2424 (765 amino acids)
Biological process (GO): mitochondrial protein processing; protein-containing complex assembly
Cellular component (GO): membrane; m-AAA complex
Molecular function (GO): ATP hydrolysis activity; metalloendopeptidase activity; ATP binding
Source: RefSeq, a predicted model, not a curated record